AUGGCCGAAGAACAACGCAGUCUGCGAGCAGUAUACGAAGAUGCCGAAUCAAAACGAAACACCAUCGAGAGCAGCUUCGACAGCAACUCCUCCGACUUUCAGGACAAUCUUCUCGCCGCCAUUAAGCUCUACGAACAGUGUCUGCAAAUAGCCGACCAGAUCUCUCUCUUCAGUCCCAAUGAGUCACUCGAAGACAUCAGCUCCGUCGAUCUGCAAUACCUUCUCCUCAACUACCGCAUCGCCGAGCUCAUCCUGCGAAUAAACUCGCGAGAGCAACGAAAGGCCAACAUCGAACGAGGACAGCGGAGCUAUGAGAAGUUUCUCAAGCAGCUGGACAACUACGAUAUACUCACAAAAGAUGAUGCAAGGUUACUGGAACAAUACCUCGACUCGCCGACCACAUUCUCGGUCGCCUCAACCGCAGAUGCUGCAGCAAGACGAGACACAAAGAUCAAGCGUUUCAAGGAGGAGAAAGCACUAAGGCAAAAGUUGGAAUAUCUUCGCAGGAAUCCGCUGGCUUUACAAAACGACGAUACCGCGUAUCGGGACCUGCAACUCACGAAUGUGGCAUUUGCAACGCACCAGUCCUUCGCCGCGUUGGAGUCGAUCGCACAGGAGCUGCAUAUCCUGUCCCUCGCUCCUCCACCUCAAGCUCCGUCAUCACAACCUCAAGUCCUAGAUGCUCGUGAACGGAAUGGCCGUGGGGAUGGCUACAGCGAACGUCUCGAUGCACCGAUGUCCCACCUUUCCGCCGGCAUGAAGGGUCCUCUGCUUGACAAAAGUGGCAAGCCACUGAGGCCGUUCACGUUGACAGGGAAGAGAACAGAGUUUCGAGAAGGUGUCUUCCGGCCGGACCAUAGUUUGCCCACGAUGAGCAUAGACGAAUACCUGGAGGAGGAGAGGAAGCGUGGAGGCAUGAUAGAUGGUGGAGGACCGCAAAGCCAGUUGACACCGCAGGUCGACGAGGAUGAUUAUGAUUUGGCGGACAAGGCGACAAUGAAGGCAAGAGAUUGGGACGAGUAUGUUGAAGCGAAUCCGAAGGGCAGUGGGAACACCAUCAAUCGGGGAUGA
Messenger RNA from Zymoseptoria tritici IPO323, 1071 nucleotides. RefSeq names its product phosphatase 2A-associated protein (gene MgTAP42). Bases 1 to 1071 code for a protein of 356 amino acids. Gene Ontology annotation, biological process: regulation of dephosphorylation; regulation of signal transduction. NCBI's taxonomy places the organism in Eukaryota, Fungi, Ascomycota, Dothideomycetes, Mycosphaerellales, Mycosphaerellaceae. Gene Ontology annotation, molecular function: protein phosphatase 2A binding. The record is from RefSeq and is a predicted model, not a curated record. The transcript has a single exon. Gene Ontology annotation, cellular component: cytosol.